AUGUCCACCAACACCACGCUCCCAACCGCCAAGGAAGUCGAUUCAUACGUCGUGUCCCAUCUAGUCUCAACCGACCAAGCUCUAACCGACACUAUCUCCAGCUGUGCCAAAAGUGGAAUACCACCAAUUGCCAUCUCCCCGGCUCAGGGCAAAUUCCUUUCGCUGUUGACCAAGAUGUCGGGCGCACACAACGUGCUGGAAAUCGGCACAUUGGGCGGUUACUCCAGCAUCUGGUUCGCCAGGGCCCUGAAUGCCAAUGGCAAAAAGGGGAAAGUGACUAGCAUCGAGAUUCUCGAAGACAGGCGAGAGCUUGCUAUGCAAAAUCUGCGCAAUGCUGGGGUCAAAGUUCCGGACGAGGCCGAGGUGUUGCUCGGACCUGGUCUGGAAGUAUUGCCCCGACUAGAAGAGGAGAUCCAGCAAGGGAAGCGACCGAAGUUCGAUUUUGUGUUCAUUGAUGCGGACUGGGAUAACCAGUGGCAGUAUUUCGACUAUGGUGUCAAACUAGCCAAGGGCCCUGGGGCUGUCAUAUUGAUUGACAACGUCGUUCAGGCCAUGCUGGGAGAUGGGAUUGUGGGGCCGGAGAAACGUAAGCAAGGAGCUAUAUCCGUUGUGGAAAAGGUUGGACAAGAUAGGCGAGUGGAGGCAGCUCUUGUACAGACUCUGGGUACAAAGAGCCACGAUGGAUUCCUGAUGGCUCUGGUUGUAUAA
Molecule: messenger RNA, 708 nt
Organism: Aspergillus oryzae RIB40
Lineage: Eukaryota; Fungi; Ascomycota; Eurotiomycetes; Eurotiales; Aspergillaceae
Product: O-methyltransferase
Exons: 1
Coding region: 1-708 (235 amino acids)
Molecular function (GO): O-methyltransferase activity; S-adenosylmethionine-dependent methyltransferase activity
Source: RefSeq, a predicted model, not a curated record